AUGGGGAAGUUCAAUUUCCUUCUUUUGGCGAGCUUAGCCGGCAAACUGGUGGCCGCCAAAGAUGUUUUCCUGGAUUGGAACAUCACCUGGGUCAAUGCCUCUCCCGAUGGGUUUGAGAGACCUGUCAUCGGUAUCAAUGGCCAAUGGCCCUGCCCUCAGAUUGAUGUGGACCUCGGUGAUCGUCUGAUCGUCGACGUGUACAAUGGUCUGGGCAAUCAGUCCACCGGCAUCCAUUGGCAUGGCUUCCACCAGUAUGCCACCGGUGUUAUGGAUGGUUCUAGUGGUGUCACCCAGUGUCCUCUGCCCCCAGGCUCGCACAUGCAGUAUCACUUCGAUAUCAACCAAACUGGAACUUACUGGUAUCACUCUCACAACAUGGCUCAGUAUCCCGAUGGCUUCCGCGGCCCUCUGAUCGUUCACGACCCCAAAGUGCCUUUCCACUUUGAUGAUGAGUUCACUAUCACGUUGACCGAUUGGUACCACCGCCAGAUGCCCGACCUGCUCAAUGAAUACGAGUCAGAGCAGAAUGAGGCCGCCGGUGGCCUGGAGCCCGUUCCCAACUCUGCUUUGAUCAAUGAUGCCAGUGACACCAAGAUCAAGGUGCUGCCCAACAAGACCUAUUUGGUGCAUGUUAUUUGUACCGGUAACUGGCCUGGUCACGCUUGGGUCUUCGAUGGCCACGAGAUGACGGUCGUGGAAGUCGAUGGAAUUUACACCGAGCCUACCCCUGUUGGAGACAAGCUGCUUCGUAUUGCCACCGGACAGCGAGUGUCUGUCUUGAUACACACCAAGCCCGAUGCGAGUCAGAACUUCGCCAUUUGGGAUACCAUGGACAUUAACAUGAUGUUCAUCUUUGAGGGUCGUGACAUUCCCGCGGGAUACAAUCCCAACGCCACUGCUUGGCUUGUCUACGACGAUGCGAAACCCCUGCCCCCGCCCCCGGUGAUCUAUGAUCUUACUCCCGAUCGCUUCAUUGAUGACGUCUCUUUGGUCCCUCUGGACAAGGAGCCCCUGCUUGAGCCCGUUCAGCACCAGAUCAUCAUCGACACCUAUUCCACAGAGAUUGAUGGAAUCAAGCGCUUCACUGUGAACAACAAGACCUAUAUCCCCCAGAAAGUUCCCACUCUAUACACCGCAAACACGAUUGGGGCCGAGUUCUCUUCGAACCCCGAGGUGUACGGCCAGGUCAAUCCGUUUGUUGUUAAGUACGGAGAGAUAGUCGAAAUUGUGAUCAACAACCACCACAACAACCUGCACCCUUGGCAUUUGCACGGUCACCAGUUCCAGGUCCUGCAGAGAACCGAAGUCGACGGUGGCUACUUCACUGGUCUAUAUAAGAAUGUUUCCCAUACUCCCAUCAGGCGCGAUACCAUCAUGGUUCAAAACCACGGACACGUUGUCAUGCGUUUCCGUGCAGACAACCCCGGUGUCUGGCUGCUGCACUGCCACGUCGAAUGGCACGUUGAGGCUGGCCUAAUGGCCACCAUCAUCGAGGCUCCUGAGACUUUCCCUCAGUCCGAACAUGCCCCUCCUCAGAGCCACUAUGACGCCUGCGCUGCCUACCCUGAUCCUUCCUACGGUAACGCCGCUGGCAAGGAGGGCCUUGAUUUGACCGGUGCCAACACUAAUGUUUCCUCUGAGAACUACGGUGCUAUGUACCCGCCAGGAAAGUCCAGCGAGGCCUCUGCACCGUCGGCUCAGGAGCCCCAGUCGACUACAUCAGCCCCGUCUGCUCCAGCUCCUACUCAGCAGACGCCUCCGCCGCCGGCUCAGGAGCCCCAGUCGACUACAUCAGCCCCGUCUGCUCCAGCACCUACUCAGCAGGCACCUCCGCCUCGCCCGACCCUUCAGCAGGCCUCGGCUCCCAAGCCUGUUGUCGGACAAGCUCCUGCUCCUGAGUCUCAGGCUGCACCCAAGCCCUCUGCUCAGCCUGUCGAAGCUGUUCAGCCUUCCAUCUACGCUUCUCAGAUUGAGUCCAACGGAUCUUGGCCCCAGCCUCAAACCGGCCACAACCACGCUCAGGUCGGCGAUGGCUCCGAUGGCCCGGCUGAUAUUGCCGACACCCAGGAUACUAAGGGUGUCUGGCCCAGCGCCGGUACCGACAAGUCCUACGCACAAGUCGGCGGCAAACCUGGUGAGGAGCCCAUUGAGGUUGCCAACAUUGACACGAAGGGCUUAUGGCCUUCUUCUCAAAGCAACGAUCAGUACAUCAAGGAGGGCGGUCAGACCUACCACCAGCACGACGAUGGGCCCAAUGAUCUUCCCAAUGGCUACGAGUACUGGCAGCAGUAUGAGUGA
Molecule: messenger RNA, 2298 nt
Organism: Penicillium maclennaniae
Lineage: Eukaryota; Fungi; Ascomycota; Eurotiomycetes; Eurotiales; Aspergillaceae
Gene: abr1
Product: multicopper oxidase abr1
Exons: 4
Coding region: 1-2298 (765 amino acids)
Biological process (GO): cellular response to iron ion starvation; reductive iron assimilation
Cellular component (GO): high-affinity iron permease complex
Molecular function (GO): copper ion binding; ferroxidase activity
Source: RefSeq, a predicted model, not a curated record